AUGACCAGAGUGCGCCAUUGCUUGCUGAGCCUGGUACUUCUGCUUGGGAUCUCUAUCUUCUGCCAGACAUUCGCUGUCAGAGGCCGACCACCUCGCCAAAGUCGCAAAGGAAAAGGUCGUUUGGGAGGUGUGGAGCCGCGCUACUACCAGCAAGAAGCUGUGAACCUAUUUUUUCAACGGGCACGGAGCAUCAGAAACGAGAAGUCUAGGCCGAUGCGUUUGCAAUUGGUGGGAGGUGCAGGGAAGACGCAUAUCUAUGCCAUGAUUGUUUCAAGAUCCUUAAAAGAGCAGCCCAGCAGUCGCGUGGUGAUCUUUGUACCCUGGCGCCCCUUGGCGGUUCAAACCUGUCAGAAACUCCGGGGGUGCGGGUUUCAUACCUCCAUGCUGGGUGAUGGGCAAAAUGUCAUCGAUCCACUUGCUUCAGUGGUCGUUUGCGUCUACAACAGCGCCCCCAUACUGAGGGGUCAGCAUUUUCGUGUGAAGAUUGUCGACGAAGCGCACCACUUGCAGGGUGAUGGCUUCCAUACCAGCUUGAUCCGCGAUGGCAUCACUGCAGACCUGGAGGCAGAAUUUACUGCCACGUUUGGAGGAGAAUCCUCUGAUGAUUUGGACUACCUCUAUUCAUUCCAGAAAGCAGUUCAUGAUGGCUAUGUUUGUGAUCUAAAUAGCUAUGUUUUGCCACUGGCCUGCAAUGACCAGCGCAUGUCAAAGCUUGCGGAAUUCAUCAGUUUGAAGAGUGCCGAGUGGUCACCCAUGCUGAUUCUCUUUAACAAGCUCAGAAAUGCCCGAGCCUUCGCAAUGAAGUUGCGAGAACAUCAGGUCCGCGCGGCAGCUUUGGCACAUCGAGAUCCAAAGACCUACCGAGAGAUGUGCCGCAAAAACCUGGCAGAGGGCAGUAUCCAGGCACUGUGCUGUGUUCGGCUCUUCAAUGAAGGAACUGACAUUCCCCCAUUGCGUACCGUUGUGGUGGCUGACACACGGCCCAAAAGCGAUAUCAGCAUCUUGCAAGCAGCGAUGCGCUCAUUGAGGCUGCACAAGAACAAAGCUGAUGAUACGGCACAGAUCGUAGCAGUAGUGAAUGCCACAGGUGCUGUGAGCACAGUUACUAGCCGUGUGAAACGCACCGUGCGACAACUCUCAGCCUUGUGGGAAGGUAUGAGUACCACACGUAGACAGGUGGAGGUGGCAGAUUUGGAGCAAAUGGAUUCCAGAUCAAGUUUGCAGCUGGUCAACAUCCAUGGGGAGAUGUUCCCCCCGAGCAACCAGAAUCUGUGGAGCUUGGUGGAGGUCGAGCGGCAAACACCGAUAGUAAAUGCUUCCCGACGGCACGACUUCCAUAGAUUGAAGUUUGAGCUUGAGCCGAAGGUAAAGGUUGUGACUGCCCUUAGCGUUUGA
This is a messenger RNA of Cladocopium goreaui, 1395 nucleotides long. NCBI's taxonomy places the organism in Eukaryota, Dinophyceae, Suessiales, Symbiodiniaceae. The record is from the annotation of a GenBank genome assembly.